UGCAGGAUAAAGCUUCUCUCAUAUAUCCAACAACCUAUAAAAUAUUCAAACAUAAAUAUGAUUUGUCUAAAGAUUACAUCAGCUCUGGCCAUUUUGGCUGUAGUGUCAGCCAGUGGUGGUUACAACUACAACAACUUCGGUGGCGCAGGAUUCAAUGGUGGCUCAGGAGGAGGUUUCGGGGGCGGCUUCGAUGGCGGCUUUGGAGGUGGCUACAGCGGCAGCGGCGCUCACAUUCCAAUCCUCAGCUACCAAAACGUCAACGAUGGCAAUGGAAAUUACAGAUACAGCUACGAGACGGGUAAUGGUAUCAGUGCGCACGAGAGUGGGUCGCCGCGCGCGCCGGGCCCCGAGGGUCCAGCGGUGACGGCCGACGGCGGGUUCUCGUACCGCGCGCCCGACGGCCAGCAGAUCUCGCUCUCCUACACCGCCGACGAGAACGGCUUCCACCCCACCGGCAGCCACCUGCCCACCCCGCCGCCCAUCCCCGACGCCAUCUUGAAAUCUCUGCAGUUCAACAGGCAGAACCCUUCUGACGAUGGCUCUUACAACAGUGGACGCUACAACAACAAUGGUGGCUACAGAUACUAG
Pectinophora gossypiella (pink bollworm) is the source of this 588-nucleotide messenger RNA. RefSeq names its product pupal cuticle protein 20-like. Lineage: Eukaryota; Metazoa; Arthropoda; Insecta; Lepidoptera; Gelechiidae. The coding region runs from base 58 to 588 and encodes 176 amino acids. The record is from RefSeq and is a predicted model, not a curated record. The transcript is spliced from 4 exons. Gene Ontology annotation, molecular function: structural constituent of chitin-based larval cuticle. Gene Ontology annotation, cellular component: chitin-based extracellular matrix.